AUGUUGCGGACGAAGAGGCCGAGCACGGGGGAGCCACUGGAGGCGGUGGUGGUGGCUAUGGGCGAGGGCAACGUGCGCGGCGGCCUGGCCGGCUUCGAGGAGCCCACCUUCGCCCAACCCACCGGCCAGCUGCUCGCCGCCCUAGGCUCCACCACCACCUCACCAGGCCACCACGCUGCACCUGCACCUGCUGGCCUUGACCAGCCCUGGAGCCGGUCGUGGCAGGACUGGGACGACGCCGUCGUGGCCGCGGCCGUCGGCGCCAUCAAAACCCAGCGAAGCGGCGGCGGUGGAGGUUGGGAGGUGACGAGGGAGGCGGUGGCGGACGGGCUGUCGCUGACGGAUCGUGCGGUGCUGGUGGCACGGUCGGGUCGCAUCACCCGCCACACGGCCGAGCGCACCUGCCAACUGCUCUUCGAGAGGCGCACGACCGGCCUCGUCGUGGACUGCGGCCACGCCUCGUCUUCCGUCCACUUCGUGUGGGACGGCAUCCCAAUACCGACUAUGUACUCGGAGGCGGGUCGGCAGGUAGAGACAGUGACGCCGGUGGGCGGCGCGGCGCUCACGCGGCACCUGGUGCGGCUUCUCAACCACAAGCAUCCCGAGCUCAACCUCACUGAAGCCGACCGGUUCAGCCAGACGCGUCUGCUGACGUCGCUGCACGAGCGCGAGGGCGAGAGCUAUCUGUCCCUGCUGCCCGCCGAGAUCGUCGCCUGCGUCAACCAGCACGCCCUGCCCCCGACUGCGCCGGCGCAAGUCAAGUACGCGCUGCCGGAUGGGCGCACGCUGGUGGUGGACGAGGAGCAGAUCCAGUGCGCGGAGCCCCUGUUCAGGCCCUCGCUGCUGCUGCUCGACCCCAUCGAGGCCCACGACCACGACCACGACGCGCGGGCGCCGCCGCGGACCACGACAGAACGAAAAGCGAAGCAAAAAGAAGGCCAGGAGCAAGAACAGGAGGAGAAGGGCGGGCUGGGCGCCCUGGCCAAGGCGGCGCGCGACAGUGGGCCGAUGAAGAUGCGCAACGAGAUGAGCGCAAACGUGAUCCUCACCGGCGGCACCUCCAUGUUCCCAGGAAUGGCGGAGAGGCUGGAGCGAGCGUUGACCACCAACGAUGGAGGCGGGCCACCGCACGCGGUCCAAGGGGUGCAGCAGCCGCGCAGAGGCGACCUGGCCUGGGUGGGCGGCUCCAUCCUGGCCUCGCUCUCCACCUUCCAGUCCAUGUGGGUCUCCCGCGACCAUUACCUCGAGCAAGGGUCGAGUGUGGUUCACUUGAAGUGCUGCUGA
Molecule: messenger RNA, 1284 nt
Organism: Acanthamoeba castellanii str. Neff
Lineage: Eukaryota; Discosea; Longamoebia; Acanthamoebidae
Product: actin subfamily protein
Exons: 7
Coding region: 1-1284 (427 amino acids)
Source: RefSeq, a predicted model, not a curated record